This is a messenger RNA of Pezoporus occidentalis (night parrot), 966 nucleotides long. It is a transcript of the gene SREK1IP1, whose product is annotated as SREK1 interacting protein 1. Bases 86 to 562 code for a protein of 158 amino acids. The record is from RefSeq and is a predicted model, not a curated record. NCBI's taxonomy places the organism in Eukaryota, Metazoa, Chordata, Aves, Psittaciformes, Psittacidae. Gene Ontology annotation, molecular function: zinc ion binding; nucleic acid binding. The transcript is spliced from 4 exons.
GGCAGGAUCACUCCUGUCUAUGUAUUGACAUUAUCAAGCUAGGUUUAAAAGAAGCUUGACGGUUCUGUUUAGCAACACCUAACUGAUGAAAUUUUAUCUUUCAGGUGGAAAUAAGGAUAAUAUCAGAGCUGGAUGCAAGAAGUGUGGCUACCCUGGUCAUCUGACAUUUGAAUGUCGAAACUUCCUCCGGGUAGAUCCGCAAAGAGAUAUUGUUUUAGAUGUCAGCAGCACUAGCAGUGAAGACAGUGAGGAAGAAGAACUACAGAGAUUGCAAGCUAUGCGUGAAAAAAAGAAUUUAAAUGAGGAGGAAGAAAAAAAGAAACAAAAACGAAAAAGCAAAGAAAAAACAAAAUUAAAAAGACCAAGGAAAAGAUCUUCCUCAUCAAGUGCAGCUGAAGAGGAUGGGCCAAAGUCAAAAAGACAAAAAACACACAAAAAAGAAAGGGAAAAGGAAAAAAAGAAUAAAUCUAAGAAAGGAAAACAUCAUAAAAAGGAAAAAAAGAAGAGGCGAAAGGAAAAAAGUUCACCUUCUGAUAGUUCGGACAGUUCUAGUAGUGACUGAGGUGCUGGCCUAUUUUUGUGUUCACUUCUAUAGAGAUGAUUUUCAUUUCAAAUCAAAAUUAUUAUGCUUUGCAAUCCUGUUGUUUUAAAAUGAUAUAUAUAUAUUUUUAAGAAAUCUGUUUGCAAAUAUUAGUGCUUCAAACUAUUAAUAGACUUUAGGGAAAAAGCCUGUUCUUGUGUUUAAAGACAUGCAAGUCUGUUUAGUUCUCCACUCCUAAGUUCAGUUGUGAGUACUUGCGUUUGGAAUCCUUUACUGUAGGAUAUGAUAAACUUCAGUUUGCAAGUCUUUGUGUAGAAAGAUGUGGAUUUAAAUAUGUGUACUAACAGAAUGGGUAAAUCAAACCUGGAAAUUCAAACGAGGUUUUCUAUUGUUAUCAUUUAAAUAAAGGUAUGUUUUUUAGAACA